Salarias fasciatus (jewelled blenny) is the source of this 3057-nucleotide messenger RNA. It is a transcript of the gene ftsj3, whose product is annotated as FtsJ RNA 2'-O-methyltransferase 3. The record is from RefSeq and is a predicted model, not a curated record. Gene Ontology annotation, biological process: maturation of LSU-rRNA from tricistronic rRNA transcript (SSU-rRNA, 5.8S rRNA, LSU-rRNA); maturation of 5.8S rRNA from tricistronic rRNA transcript (SSU-rRNA, 5.8S rRNA, LSU-rRNA); rRNA methylation. Gene Ontology annotation, cellular component: nucleolus; preribosome, large subunit precursor; nucleus. The transcript has 21 exons. NCBI's taxonomy places the organism in Eukaryota, Metazoa, Chordata, Actinopteri, Blenniiformes, Blenniidae. The coding region runs from base 126 to 2705 and encodes 859 amino acids. Gene Ontology annotation, molecular function: rRNA (guanine) methyltransferase activity; rRNA (uridine-2'-O-ribose)-methyltransferase activity.
ACCGUAGAAGAAGACGAAGAGCUGCACGUGUUGUUUUGGUGAACGUCCUCGAGCUGUGAGUUUUUUUCCCUACUGAGGUGGUUUAAAUCCGUGUUUCAAUCUGAAAUAAAACCCGAGCGCCGAACAUGGGGAAGAAACUCAAAACAGGAAAAACCAGGAAGGAUAAAUUCUACCACCUCGCCAAAGAAACAGGUUAUCGCUCUCGGUCGUCUUUCAAACUCAUUCAGCUCAAUCGUAAGUUCCAGUUCCUGCAGAAGGCCAGAGCUCUGAUCGACCUGUGCGCUGCUCCCGGCGGAUGGUUGCAGGUGGCUUCUAAGUUCAUGCCUGUUUCCAGUCUUAUCAUUGGUGUUGAUCUUGUCCCCAUUAAACCCAUCCCCAAUGUGGUGGCACUGCAGGAGGACAUCACUACUGACAAAUGCAGACAGGCUCUCAAGAAAGAGCUUCAAACCUGGAAAGUUGAUGUCGUGUUAAAUGAUGGAGCCCCGAAUGUGGGCGCAAACUGGCAACAUGAUGCUUUCUCACAAGCUCAUCUGACCCUCAUGGCUCUGAAGCUGGCCUGUGAGUUUCUGAACAAAGGAGGCACUUUUGUCACAAAGGUUUUCCGCUCCAAAGACUACCAGCCGCUGCUCUGGAUCUUCCAGCAGUUCUUCAAGAAGGUUCAAGCCACCAAGCCACAGGCAUCCAGGAACGAGUCUGCUGAGAUUUUUGUCAUCUGUCAGGGAUUUGUUGCUCCAGACAAAAUUGACAGUAAAUUCUUUGAUCCAAAACAUGCGUUCAAAGAAGUGGACGUGCAGGCCAAGACUGUGAAGGAUCUGAUUCCCGUCAAGAAACCAAAGGCGGAGGGAUACACAGACGGUGAUCUGACCCUUUACCACAGUUUUACAGUAACGGCUUUUCUGAAAGCUGAAAACCCUGUUGAUUUCCUCGGAAAAGCCAGCGAGAUUACCUUCGAUAAUCCAGACCUGGAGUCUCACCCGAACACCAGUGAUGAAAUCAAGGAGUGUUGUCGAGACAUCAAAGUCCUGGGACGCAAAGAGCUGCGGCUUCUGCUUAACUGGAGGACCAAGCUGAGGAGAUAUUUGGCCAAGAAGUUAAAGGAGGAAGCCAAACAGCUUGACCAGGAAAUCAGCUUAUCGUCUGAUGAAGAAAUGGGUGAUUCAGAGGAUGAAUCAGAUAAGAAAAGAGGAAAAAAAGAUUCUGAAAAUGAGGAGGAAGAAGAUGAAGUGGAGAAAAAACUGGCUGAACUGAAAGCUGCAGAGGUGGCUGAGCUCAAACGGAAAAAGAGGAAAAUUCUUAAAGAGCAGAGGAAGCAGAGAGAAAGAGUCGAGCUGAAGAUGGACCUACCAGGAGUCUCCAUCGCAAACACUGAGGACACGUGUUUAUUUUCUCUGUGCACCGUCAAAAAGCAAAAGGUAUUGACUGAUUUGUCCAAAGGAGACAUGAAGGUAGCAGACACCCUGGUAGACGGAGAGGAUGACCUUCACCUCUCUGAGGAAGAGGAUGAUGAAGCAGAUGAAAUGUCCCUGGCCUCCGAUUUAGAUGAGGAUGACUUGAAUGAAGUGAAACAGAGAGAAGAAGAACUGAACAAGAAAAUACCAAAGAAAAAAGUCAAGUUUGCCGAGGCUGAGGGGGAUGACGAAGGGCAGGACAGUGGCUUGCUGGUGGAACUUGAAGGAAAAGAUGAGAAGGAGGAGCGAGAGACCAACCUGUGGUUCAGCAAGGGCAUCUUUUCUGAGAUUGACUUGGAGGGAGAUGCAGAGAAUGAGCUGAAACAGACUGAGCUGCUUCAGAGCAAAAAAUCAGGCAAAAAGAGAAAAGCUGCGGAGGAAGAGGAGGAGGAAGAAGAGGAGGUUAUGAAGCCAAAAGCAGCUGCUCCUGCCCCAGUAGAGGAAGAAAAGGCGGGACCGUCCCAGAAAGCUGUGGAAGAGAGUGACAGCGACUCAGAUGACAGCAGCGAUGACGAACAAGAAAUUACCAAAAUGAAGAAGGCAAAGGGGGCUGGUUUGCUAUCAGGAGAGACUGAUAAUGACAACUUCCAGGUUGUGCCAGUUGAAAGCACAAGUAAGAAAGCCAGGAUUCUAAAUGCAGAGGGCUUGGCACUUGGAGCAAUGAUUGCAACUUCCAAGAAAAGAGCUCGAGACCUGGUGGACAGCUCCUUUCACAGGUUUGCUAGCUCCGAUGAGCCGUGGGAGGUGCCUGAAUGGUUCCUCAAUGAUGAACGUAAACACCGAAGGAAGUCAGUGCCUGUCACUAAAGAGAUGGUGGAGGAGUACAAGCAAAAAUGGAGAGAGAUUGAUGCCCGGCCCAUCAAACGCGUUGCUGAGGCCAAGGCCAGAAAGAAGAGAAAGAUGCUUAAGAAGAUGGAGCAAGCCAAGAAGAAAGCAGAGGCAGUUGUCAACACAGUGGACAUUUCUGAGAGGGAGAAGAUGGCCCAGCUCAAGAGCAUUUACAAAAAAGCGGGCCUGGGUAAAGAAAAAAGAGAAGUCACAUAUGUUGUGACCAAAAAAGGAGCUGGCAAGAAGGUAAGGCGCCCUGCUGGAGUCAAGGGAGUCUUCAAAGUCGUGGACAGUCGCAUGAAGAAGGACAUGCGAGGACUGCAGAAGAAAGAGCAACGUGCUAAAGGGGGAAAAGGAAAAGGGAAGGGAAGACAAUCUAAGGGUGGCAAAGGGGGAGUGAAGGGCGGCAAAGGGCGAAAAGGAAAAUAAAUUGCUACAUUUUCAAAGUCCUGUCUGACUAAUUUUUGACUUUCCUGUCCUCAUGUUGCAGACAAGUGCUUUUUGGCUCUUAAUAAACUGAGGUGCUUUGGUUAUAACUAAUUUUCACAUGGAUUAUUAACUGUUGUCUCUGACACAAUUCCCUGUUUUCAUCACCUUGGCUGUAGUUUUGCAAAACUACAGUGUCCUUUGUUCAGAGGCUUUUCAUGAUGUGUGAUGUUUGGUUCAUGUCUUCCUGAAGACAGAAAAUUCAGAAAAACGGAUCACUUUCAUUUGAUCUGUAAAUGAUAUUCAAGUUUUUGUUCAGUCAUGUAAAUAUAUGCCUUUUAAUAAAUGUCUUAAG